This is a messenger RNA of Penaeus chinensis, 610 nucleotides long. RefSeq names its product cuticle protein AMP1A-like. The coding region runs from base 15 to 497 and encodes 160 amino acids. NCBI's taxonomy places the organism in Eukaryota, Metazoa, Arthropoda, Malacostraca, Decapoda, Penaeidae. Gene Ontology annotation, cellular component: chitin-based extracellular matrix. The transcript has 3 exons. Gene Ontology annotation, molecular function: structural constituent of chitin-based larval cuticle. The record is from RefSeq and is a predicted model, not a curated record.
GUGUACGAAGCGACAUGAAGUUUGUAAAUAUAACGCUUGCUUGUGUAUUCGCGAUUCUCGUCGCCCUCACUGCCGUGGCCGCCGCUGCCCCCCAGAAUGGAUACUCGCUUCCGGACCCCUCCACAAGGGGCGUACUUGAGGUAGUUGAGGUCGUGCCCAUCCUGAGGGACGACCGAGUCCAAGAGGAUGACGGCAGGUACAGCUUCGACAUCGAGACUGGCGACGACAUCACCGCCUCGGAGUCCGGCUCACCUGACGGCCCUGAGGGCGCCAUCGUUGCCUCUGGAAAGUACUCCUACACCGCCCCGGACGGCACUCUCAUCGAGGUCAAAUACGUCGCUAACGAGAACGGUUUCCAGCCUUCCUCUGACAUCCUCCCGGAGCUCCCGCAGUUCGUGAAGGACCAGAUCGCCAAAGCUGCCGAAGAGGACGCCCUUGCUGCCGCCACUGCUGCUAGAGACGCUGAGCUGUCCACACUAUACCAAAGACCACAAUAGAUGUUUCGGAAGCAGAGUAUUCUUAGCUGUCUAUCUGCUUAUCCUACAGAUAGCUUUGUGAUGACAAUAGUUAGUAAUUAAAAAAUGAGUUUGUAAUAAAGAUUUCAAGCCUU